Molecule: messenger RNA, 3033 nt
Organism: Gigantopelta aegis
Lineage: Eukaryota; Metazoa; Mollusca; Gastropoda; Neomphalida; Peltospiridae
Product: forkhead box protein D1-like
Exons: 2
Coding region: 90-965 (291 amino acids)
Biological process (GO): cell differentiation; regulation of transcription by RNA polymerase II; anatomical structure morphogenesis
Molecular function (GO): DNA-binding transcription factor activity, RNA polymerase II-specific; RNA polymerase II cis-regulatory region sequence-specific DNA binding
Source: RefSeq, a predicted model, not a curated record
UAUAAAUUCGCUGUUUGGAAAUUCCAAUCACUGAAAACAAAGAUAAUAACUAGUAUUUCACAGUUUUCAGCAACAACAAAAAAACAAACAUGGAUCCGAUAGAUUACAAAGUGGCCGUUAACUCGGAAUACAUUAACGGUCUGAAAAUGAUGGAGUCUGAAAUUAGUUCCAAAAUAGUGAAGACGGAAGUUUUAUCAGACACUGUGGAUAAAAAGUCGACCGAUUCCAAACCGGUUCACACGGAAAUGUCGAAAGAGGCCGAAAACCAUAAAGACCCGAACCAGAAACCUCCGUAUUCCUACGUCGCGCUUAUCGCCAUGGCGAUAAAAGAGUGCAGCGAGAAAAGACUCACACUGAGUGGAAUCUAUCAGUUUAUUGUGAACAAAUUCCCGUAUUACGAAAAGAACAAGAAAGGCUGGCAGAACAGUAUUCGCCACAACUUGAGUCUCAACGAGUGUUUCGUAAAAGUGCCCCGGGAGGGUGGCGGGGAACGAAAGGGGAAUUACUGGACUCUGGACCCGGCUUUCGAGGACAUGUUUGAGAAGGGGAAUUACCGCCGGCGACGCAGAAUGAAGCGUCCGUACCGUCCGUCCAUCUCGCUACCCAAGCCCCUGUUCGCCGACUCCAGCUGCGCUCUGAACCAGUUCGCCUUGACGAAAAACUAUUUCUCCCCUUCGUAUUCGCAGUAUUCUCAAUAUUCGCCCUGGUCCCUGGGCCCCAAUGCCUCGGGCAAUAUGGGCAUGCCUCAGAUUAACAAUUACGGCUCGUGCCAACGCGUCCCCACCAGUCUGACGCCCUACACGGGGAUGCAAGGGGGGAUGCAGAUCUCGCCGACACAAACGCCCUACCCGCACCAGUUUAACGAUUACGGAUCCAUGUCGACGACAGGUCCUUUCGCCUUCCAGUGUAGACAGCAAAAUGAAUCAUUUAACCCAAUGCAUUACACGUAUUGGGCAGAUAGAUAAUUUCAAUGUGAGUUGCGGAGAUUGCGUGAGUUAAUGAAGUUAUCGCUGGAAGUGAAACGAGGCCAAGAGAAGACAUAAUAUUUCCAUUCAUUUGAAGGUGAAAUGAACCAAAAUAAAACAGGAAGACAUUGCACUGUUGGCGUCAGUGGGAGGAACACAUUUCACUUCAGUUACAGCUGAAAUUGAAAACUAGGUGCACAUUUCACGUUCUUUGAUGCUGGAAACAACAACAACAAUCGAACAGUGAAAUGUAUUUGAUUUCAUUUGUUGUUGAAUGGUGAUUGACACAAAUCAAGUGGAUGGAAUCAGGAUAUAAAUAUUUAAAAUCGAAAACAAAAACCAGUUUAGAUUUAUUUCAGAUUCGGCGGAAAUCGAUAAUUAGGUAUACAUUUCACUUUCUUUGAAGCUGAAAAAAAGCAACAGAACAAUUUAUUUUAUUUUAUUUAUUGAAUGAUGGUUGACAAAAAGGCAACUGAUGAAUCAGGAUACAAUUAUUUAAAGCUGAAUGAAACAGAAGUGACAUAUAUCACUUCACUUCAGGAAGUACUAAACUGAAAAUAGCAAGGCACUUCAUCUGAAGUUGAACGAACGUUGAAGAAACAUAAUUAGCUUCAUUUGAAAUUAAUGUAAAUAAGAGGGAAACUGUGCUUCAUCUGAUGUUGAACGAAGUCAAACAGAAAAGCUGGAAUUUAUCCGAGAUUAUAAUAGAACGAACAUAUUUCACUUCAAAUGAUUUACACUGAAACCAGCACGAAUAUUGUACUUCAUUGACUGAAAUUAAACAAUUUUCACUUUAUUUCAAAUUGAAUAAAAUAAGGAGAACUUCAUUUGAAGUAGAGUGUGAAACUGUAAGAAACAUAUUUCACUUCAUUUGAAGUUCAGUUAGGUCGAUGCGAAGAUAUAUUCCAUAUCGUAAUGGAAACCUGGGAAUGCAUUUCACGUCAUGGUAAGUUGAAUGGAACGACAAAAAAAGAGAACAUAAUUAUAUUACGUCGUGAACAUUUAAACUGAGUGUAUCUGAAACAGAAAAAAUGGAUUUCACUUCAGUUAAGCUGAAUAAAGCCAACGAAUACCAUUUUAAAAUUCUCUGAUAAAAGUGAAAUCGGAGACACUUCGUUAUAACGAAACAUUCUAUUUAUUGGUAUCAAUUGUGCAUUACCGUAAUACAUGCAAUUAUGUUUUAUUUCGCUGAAGCAGCUUUUUAAGCUAAGGUUGUAUUUAUUUUUCUUACUUUAAUUUUGAGUGGAACUAAGAAAGAAAUUCAUAUAUUUAUCUAGAUGUAAUAUUCUGAGCCGGAUGUGAGUCUAAUCUCAAAAGUCAAACUUAGAUAGUGAUGUCACAUUCGAAUGAAAUCGAAUACUGUUGCUAUGACAUUAUCGUCUGAAUUUCAAAUCUGACUUUUGGGUACAUGACCAAAACGUUUAUAAUCACGGGCCCAGAAAGGAAACUGCUUUUUAUUUGAUGUGCCUAGCGUUAAUUAAUUUUUUUUAAAGUGAAUUUCAUUAUACUAAUGGAAUUCACUGUAAACAAUUUACUAUUCAUUCAUUUCAUUAUUUAAAAAAAAAAAUUUUGGUUGUCAAAUCCAUUUUCAGGUUAGUUUUAGUAUAUGUCAGUCUCAUAUACAAUUUGUCAUUGAGUUCAAUGCAAAAUUAUAAUUAUUUAUAAUUAUUUAUGGUUUACAAAUUUUGGUUAUGUUAGAAAACAAAUGUUUAACUCUCAUAUCAUUGAGAAAUUAAUUGAAAUUUUAGUUUGUAUUUCCUUGUUGUAUAUUCACACUUACGGCGACACCACUCGAUAUCAGUGUCAUGCGCGAUAAUAGCCAAUUGCAUAGCAAUCGAUGACAUGGUGAUGUCUGUCUUGUCACAAUCUGCUAUUAUCGUAUGUGGUACUCGUAUACUGUGGCGUAGCCUUUACACGUACAUGCAUCGAACUGAGCAUAGUUUAAACAAGAUGUUUCUUUUGUUUAACGACGUCACUAGAGCACAUUGAAUUAUUUAUCAUCGGCUAUUGGAUGUCAAACAUUUGGUAAAUCUGACAUUUAGAGAAGAAACCAUUCGCAAAGAUAUUU